Molecule: messenger RNA, 671 nt
Organism: Paramecium sonneborni
Lineage: Eukaryota; Ciliophora; Oligohymenophorea; Peniculida; Parameciidae
Source: the annotation of a GenBank genome assembly
CCAACAGAUAUUCAAAAGGUGCUAAAUUUGUAGGAAAAAUUUAAUAAUAAAUUUAAAUGUAAAACUCAAGAAAAGGCAAGCCAAAGAAUUGCUAAUAUAUGGAUACAGAUGAAAUAAUUUGGAUGAAAAAUUAAAAAUGUUUAGAAUUGGACAAUUUGUUAAAUUAAGGAACCUAUAAUUUUUCUUAUAUUCCUAGACAAGGUGAAAUGAAUCAAUAAGAUAGAAAUAAGUAGGCCUAAUUGAUGAAAAGUCUUUAAAGAUUUGGGUGGCAAAUCUCUUCAUCAAGCUCUAUAGUUUUAUUUAAAAAGAAAUUAGUAGACUUAAUGAAAGAAAGAUCAAAUGAAUUAUAUGACAGAUAUUUGAAGAUAAUAUCUGACAAUAAUGUUGAAGAGCUUUAAGAUAUCUACGAAUAAAUGGAUGAGGAGUUUGUUAAGGAAUUAUUAUAAAUUUGGGAAAACAUGCACAGAGAAAAUGAAUUAGCAUAAACGUGGCUUUACAAUAUUCAACCUGAGAACUGUUCUUUGGUUGUUAAAAAUGCAUACCUUAACUCUGUGAAAAAAAGGAAUGCUCAUUUAUCUAUAUAGACUUUUGAAUAAUAUGUUGCAUCUCAGGAUGCUCAAGAAUAUGUGAUCAAUAUCAUCAGAUAAUUUUAAAAUGUGCUGAGACAAUGA